Messenger RNA from Linum trigynum, 2267 nucleotides. The record is from the annotation of a GenBank genome assembly. NCBI's taxonomy places the organism in Eukaryota, Viridiplantae, Streptophyta, Magnoliopsida, Malpighiales, Linaceae.
CUCCAGACUAGCUUGAUUCCCCUACCAUACCAUCCAUAACUCUCCAAUCCACCUUAAUCAUUAAUUAGACGCGUCUGAUCAUCCUCCCCCUCUCUCAUAAAUACCCAUCCCUCCACCACCUCUCCCCUCAACUUCCAAGAGACUAAAACUUCAAUUUCAACCAUGGCUGCUGCCACCACCACCACCACAAGGUCGUCGCUAAUAAUCGGCUCCCUCCUCCUCUCGUUUCUCGCCAUCCAGCUAGCACAUGCCGAUCUCCAGCCAUCGCCGGCGCCCUACGCUCCGAAAUUCGAUUGUGGGGAAGCUUGCACCGCCAGGUGUCAGUUAUCCAGCAGGCCAAACCUUUGCAAGAGGGCGUGCGGGACCUGCUGUGUCCGCUGCAGCUGCGUUCCUCCCGGCACCGCCGGUAACUACGAGAAGUGCGCUUGCUACGGUGGUUUGACCACCCACGGCGGCGUCCGCAAGUGUCCUUAAUUAAAGUGAUUUGUUCCGGUGGCCGGAGAGGAGAGCCAGCUGUAUUUCGCUUCUUGUAACUUGUGGGUAUGUUUUCGGUUUUUCUUUUCCGGGCGGGGGUACUUUGCAUUAAGUACUACUGUCUGAUGAGUGUAUGCAAAUUCGGUUGCGAAAGGCAAUAAAAGCUUAUAGGGAUGUUCUUUGUAAUGUACAUGUCAUGUCAAAGUUUGAAUGUUACUUCCAAAGUUGGACAAUUUAUUGUUUUUUGUUUUGGAAUGCCGAUUAUUUAUUUUAUUGGGACUUGGAGUUAUUUUCUUGGGGAGUUAUGUUAAGUUACAUGGUAUUUGAAGAAUUUAAUAUUUUUGGGUAGAUUUCAAGACUUUUUCUUCUUCUUUUAAUGUGCUUUCAAGUCAUAAGAAAAUUGAGUCAUUGAGUGAGAAGAGAAGAGAAAAUUGAGUGAAAAGGAACAUUGUGAAGUGACAAGUUAUGAGAACAUAGAGUGAAAAUUAAUUUUGGCAUUAAGGUUUUUAUGACUUAUAUGUAAUUAAUUUUGGCAUUAAAAAUUAAAUCGGUUACGAUAGUUACCAAACUAUAACUUGUAUGUGAAACCUCAAUGAAAGGGGCACAGAGAAAUUCAAUACCCUUAUAAAUAAUGUUAGUAUGGUGUUAACACUAAGAGAUGUUAGCACCCUAUCAUAAUAUGUUAUUUAUGUAAAAUACUAAUUUAUUAGAGCAAAAUCAUCCAAAUUUAUAGAAUCUAACGGAUGCAAGUUGGUUAGUGAGAAAAUCAUGUCCUAGCAUCAUUGAGUAAUUCGUAAUUCAAUUUUACCAUACUCAAUCGAAACGAUUUUGUGCGGGUAUUCACGCAUGUUUUUGUCUUCCCUGCAUUUGUGCAUUCAAUCAAUUUUGUUCAUACGUGGGCCUGAGGGUUGCGGCCACUUUGAGGGGGACCAUGAAGCCCAUCUUAACAUAACGAGACAUCCAGUUUGGAUCUUCGGUAGGGCUAAGGAGAGCAGAUGACCGUCAAACCUCAAUGAACCCAUUGGGCCUACAACUACGCACUCAUGAUUAUUUGAGGCAAUUACGUAUAUACCCAAUCCCUUUGGAGCCCAAACAAAGGAAGCAUUGUUUUGGCGUAUGUUGUAUUCCAAAUCCAAUGCCCAAAGUAAACCACGAAACAAGUGUACAAGACAGUUAUAUUUACAAUGGUUUAGGAAAUUCUAUUGUACCAGCUGUUCGAUUAGAGAUAUCGAAUUUAAGACUCUAAGUCUCUAACUGGUAUGCGGUUUUAGUGGUUCAAAAUAGUUUAACCACGAUUUUAUUACAAAAUAUUAUGUCGCUAAUUUUUUUGUUAUAAUUUCAUGUACUAUUUCACAAACAUUGACUUUUUUUUUCCAUCGUGCCUUGUAUUAUCACUACUUUUGAAUGUUAAACCUUCCUUUUUCACAUACUAGAUAUUGGCCCGGCCUAUUGGCCGGAGACAUCGAUGGUGGUUAUUGAAUAAAGUUGUAUAUGCUUUCUUGUAAUUGGUUUAUUUAUGUUGAGCAUACAAUAUGUCGUUAUAUCAAUUUGUAGUAGGAAUAGCAAUGGGCAGGUUCAGGGCGAGUAUCUCGAUGCCCAUACAUGCCCCAUGGCAGGUCGGGUCCAUGCCGAGUAAUUUAUUACGGGGCGCGGGUCGUGGCAGGUCGACCCAAUGGGUAUGUAAUUUAUGUCAAAAACAUUAGAAAUAUUAGUUAUUCUCAUUAAAAGACCAAGAAAGAAACCAUAAUAUGAUAAAAUCUAGUUAAAUUAUUGAAGAAAUUGAGGUUUUCAAU